GCUCGCGGGAACACUAAGGGAUCGCAUAUGACCUGUUUAGUACGAUGUCAUUCGUGCUUAUUCCUGUAUCCAUGCGUGGUGGUACUAGGAGAUAUACGUCUCCAUGACAUUGGAUUCGCUGAUAUAUCGGAACGGUUUACCCAGUGUCACAUACCACCAUCUGCUCAGUUCCCUUUCACAGGCCUCUUUCCACAACAUCCGCGGAUACGGAUCAUUCUCAUAUUGGCUACUGAUGCACUAUGGAACAGUACCAUUCUGCAUACCGAUAAGCUUCUCGCUCUUAAUAUCCUUGGGAUAUCGAAUCGAAUCGUCUGGGUGACACUGAACACUACUUAUGAAAUACUAUGGAAGACAGCACCCAGUCGGUAAUAUACACCUCGCUAAUCUCUGCAAAUACUGAGUAUACUGGACGUG
Messenger RNA from Eremomyces bilateralis CBS 781.70, 414 nucleotides. RefSeq lists its product as uncharacterized. The record is from RefSeq and is a predicted model, not a curated record. The transcript has a single exon. Lineage: Eukaryota; Fungi; Ascomycota; Dothideomycetes; Eremomycetales; Eremomycetaceae. The coding region runs from base 104 to 319 and encodes 71 amino acids.